This is a messenger RNA of Helobdella robusta, 888 nucleotides long. RefSeq lists its product as hypothetical. Gene Ontology annotation, biological process: protein import into nucleus; positive regulation of TOR signaling; COPII-coated vesicle budding. The record is from RefSeq and is a predicted model, not a curated record. Gene Ontology annotation, molecular function: protein binding; structural molecule activity. The coding region runs from base 1 to 888 and encodes 295 amino acids. Lineage: Eukaryota; Metazoa; Annelida; Clitellata; Rhynchobdellida; Glossiphoniidae. The transcript has 9 exons. Gene Ontology annotation, cellular component: COPII vesicle coat; nuclear pore outer ring.
AUGAUCCAUGACGCCCAGAUGGAUUACUAUGGAGUAAGGUUAGCUACAUGCUCCACCGACCGAUCUGUCAGAAUAUUUGAUGUGCGCAACAAUCAACAGCUUCUAGUUGCCACCUUGAAAGAACACGAAGGACCAGUGUGGCAAUUAGCAUGGGCUCAUCCAAUGUAUGGCUCCCUCUUGGCGUCUUGUGGAUACGAUAAAAAAGUCAUCAUCUGGAAGGAAACCAAUGGUGUCUGGGGAAAAGUAUAUGCUUAUGAUGGAUUUGAUUCAUCGGUAAAUUCCGUCUGCUGGGCCCCAUAUGAACAUGGAUUGAUUUUAGCAGCCGGCAGUUCUGAUCGUUCAAUUUCAAUUUUGUCCUAUACAAAUGAAGGGACAUGGGAAUCAAAGAAAAUCAUCAACGCUCAUGCUGUGAGCUGCAAUGCUGUAAGCUGGGCACCAGCCAUCAAAUCAGAUUCCAUCCACGACACUGCAACAUCCAUGUUACCUCCAAAGCGAUUUGUCUCUGGUGGAGCUGAUUAUCUGGUUAAAAUUUGGAGAGAAGACAAUGGUCAGUGGGUGGAAGAUCAGAAAUUGGAAAUGCAUUCUGAUUGGGUGAGAGAUGUAGCCUGGGCUCCCUCCAUUGGAAUACAAAAAAACAUAAUUGCUAGCUGUUCCCAAGAUACUUGUGUGUAUAUAUGGACCAAUGAUGGAACCUCGUCUACCUGGACUCCUAAGCUUCUUCACAAAUUUGGUGAUGUCGUUUGGCACCUCAGCUGGUCGGUAACUGGUAAUAUUUUAGCAGUUUCUGGGGGCGAUAACAAGGUGAGUUUAUGGAAAGAAAAUCUGGAAGGAGAUUGGACUUGCAUCAGCAAUGUAGUCAAGGGACAAGGAGAAACAGCUUUUAAAUAG